UUAGAAAUCCAAGCUGCACAGAUUCUGCACUCUUUCUCUGCCACAGACCUCCAUACCAUUUCUUCUUCUUUCCAUCUCUGCCUGCCACCGGACGAUGACAACUUACGGGACUAUUCCGACAGAACCCCCUCCUUCCUCGAACCUACAUUUUGUUGCACGUGCAAAAGAACAGAUCGAGUCGGGGCUUGGCAAACGUAGGCCAUGGCUGGAGAUGAUUCAGCUGCAAGAUCUCACACUUCCCACCACCUUCAACCAAUCAAUCCAAAGAAUCAAGUCCAACGUGGUGUUCUUUCGUAUGAACUAUGCCAUAAUCAUAUUGUUCAUUCUCUUCCUAAGCCUACUAUGGCAUCCCAUUUCAUUGAUUGUCUUCAUCAUCACGAUGGUUGCAUGGUUGUUUCUGUAUUUCCUGCAUGACCAACCCUUGAUGGUUCUAGGCUACCGGAUCGAUGAACGAUUGGUGACGAUUUCUCUAUUGUUGGUCACAAUCGUCGCACUUUUUCUUACCAGUGCGAAAUAUCAUAUCAUUGUGGGACUCUCCAUUGGCCUUGGGGUUGUGUUGGUUCAUGGAGCUUUAAGGGAGCCUGAGGAUGUCUUCAUUGUGGAUGAAGAAGAAGGGCCUGGUCCUGGAUCAGGUGGUGCACAUGCUUUGAAAGUGCCUCUGAAAAAUGCUGCCUCUUCUUCUUAUUCUUUGCCCCAAUAGUGAUUUUAUCAUCUUGUGAAUUUCUGUUUCUUCACUAUCAAUUCCCUAGAAUCAUUAAAAGUAAGGGCUUCUUUUUACCUCAUGUUUUUGUUUGUAGAAUUGUACUUUCUUUCCUUUUCUU
Prunus dulcis (almond) is the source of this 821-nucleotide messenger RNA. RefSeq names its product PRA1 family protein F2. The coding region runs from base 95 to 700 and encodes 201 amino acids. Gene Ontology annotation, cellular component: endoplasmic reticulum; Golgi apparatus. Gene Ontology annotation, biological process: vesicle-mediated transport. The transcript has a single exon. NCBI's taxonomy places the organism in Eukaryota, Viridiplantae, Streptophyta, Magnoliopsida, Rosales, Rosaceae. The record is from RefSeq and is a predicted model, not a curated record.